Messenger RNA from Darwinula stevensoni, 1236 nucleotides. The record is from the annotation of a GenBank genome assembly. NCBI's taxonomy places the organism in Eukaryota, Metazoa, Arthropoda, Ostracoda, Podocopida, Darwinulidae.
CUUCUUUGUAUACGGUCUUUGCCUCCACCUUCCCUUAUCCGCACUUAUCUUUCCCCUGUGAAGUCAUUCCAGCUCGGGAAGCGAGGCGGAGAGGAUGUUCCGUUCAACGUCGCAAUUCGAUCAGCUGCUCGACAAGGCCACGAGUCCCCUACUGCUCGAGGCAGACCUGGAAGCGACGCUAAGGCUCUGCGACUGCAUCCGACAGGGGGACACACAUAUGCCCUGAAAGCUCUCAAGAAGAAGCUGCACGACAAGAAUCCUCACGUGCACCUCUUCUCUCUGCAGGUGUUAGAAUCCUGGAUGAAGAAUUGCGGCGGACCGAUCCACGAAGAAGUCGCGACUCGGGCGUUCAUGGACGAGCUACAGGAACUCUUCCACGACUCCAACAACGAGAAGGUCCGAUCCAAAAUCCUGGAACUCGUCCAGGUCUGGGCCUACGCGUUCAGGAACGAGCCCCGCUACAAGAUCUUCCAGGACAGGGUGUUCGCACUGAAAGCGCAGGGCCUGUCCUUCCCGACGCUGAAAGAGAGCGACGCGAUGUUCUCCUCCUCCACCGCACCCGAGGCAUGCGGCCAGAUCUUCUGCGCCCCCUGCUCCAGCAACCAGGCGAUUCUGCCAAAAUUCGGAUUCGAAAAGGAAGUCCGCAUCUGCGACACCAAGUCCGAAGCGGAGCUGAAAGAGGAAGAGGACUUGCACCUCGCGUUGGCUCUUUCCCAGUCCGAAGCCGAAUCCAAGGAACAAAGAAUCGAGAUCUUCGUGAAUCGGAUGAGAGCAAACGAGUGUCGGGGAAGACACAUCGGGAACGAUUCCUUCGUCCAGACGCUCUUCCUCGACAUCACCUUGCUCUAUUCCAGGCUCGUUCGAGCCAUGGAGGAAGAAGAGAGAAAGCGAUAUCACUACGAGGGUCUUCAAGACAGACUGAGCCAGAUCCGGGACGCGAGAGCGGCGCUGGAUGCGCAGAGAGAAGAUCGCAGGGAGCGGCAGCGUCGAGAGGCGGAGGAAGCGCAGCGUCUCCGGCAGAUCCAGAUGGCGCAGAAGCUGGAGAUCAUGCGGAAGAAGAAACAGGAAUAUCUCGAUAUAGUACCAGCGGCUGAUGGCGAUGCAGCGAAUGCAGGAGCAGGAGCGCGAGAUGCAGACAAGACACGAGCAGCAAAAACAGGCGUACGAUACGGGACAGGCGCAGAUGCCCGUUCCCUACCCUCUGUCUCACGUCCCAUCCGCUUACCCCGUCCCACC